UUUUUUUUUUCUUGCUUUAAUUGAUAAAACUUUGGAAUAUAUAGAACAAAGAUACGAAUCAGUUCAAUAUGUCGUUAAAUCCCAAAGCAUCUGAAUGGAAGCCUAGUUUUACUGCCAAGGAAUUUGUACCUUCAUUUGGUAUUCCUGCCCAACCUGCUCAAUCUACGCAACCUGCUACUCAACCUGCUGCUCAAUCUUCUGCUGCUCCUGCCACUUCUGCGCCUGUUCGUGUACUCAAGUUAACCGAAACCAAACCUGCUCCUGCUGCGGCUGAAUCCAAGGUAAAAGAAACUCCCAUUACUGAAGAAAAACCAAAGGUAGCAGAACCUCCCAAAGCUGAAGUCAAGGCUGAAGUCAAGACAGAAGUCAAGACAGAAGUCAAGUCUGAAGUCAAGACUGAAUCUCAACCUGCUGCUGCUUCUUCCAAACCCAAGUCUGCUGCUGCCACCAAGGAAGCUCGUCAAGCUAUGGAAAAGGCUGCUGAAAAAGCUGAUGCAGUUGCUGAAGAUUUGAAUGCCCUUGAUGACGAAAUUGUAGCUGAUUUAUAUGGCAAGGAACAUUUGAAUGUUGUCUUUAUGGGUCAUGUUGAUGCCGGUAAAUCUACUAUGGGUGGUAACAUUCUUUAUUUGACUGGUAUGGUUGAUAAACGUACUAUGGAAAAAUAUGAAAAGGAAGCCAAAGAAGCUGGUCGUGAAUCAUGGUACUUAUCUUGGGCUCUGGAUACUGGUUUGGAAGAACGUGCCAAGGGAAAAACUGUCGAAUGUGGUCGAGCUUACUUUGAAACUGACAAGCGUCGUUAUACUAUUUUGGAUGCUCCUGGACACAAGAACUAUGUUCCUAGUAUGAUUAGUGGUGCUUCUCAAGCUGAUGUUGGUGUGAUGGUAAUCUCUGCUCGUAAAGGUGAAUUCGAAACUGGUUUUGAACGUGGUGGUCAAACUCGUGAACAUACUAUGUUAGCCAAGACUUCUGGUAUUUCAAAGAUGAUUAUAGUGAUCAACAAGAUGGAUGACCCCACUGUUGAAUGGGAUAAAGCGAGAUAUGAUGAAAUUGUUUCCAAGUUGACUCCUUUCUUGAAGCAAACUGGUUUCAAUCCCAAGACUGAUAUCCACUACAUGCCAGUGUCUGGUUUCACUGGUGCUAAUAUCAAAGAACGAUCCAAGGCAUGCACAUGGUACAGUGGUCCAUCUCUAUUGGAAUACUUGGAUGAUUUGAAGACUUCGGAUAGAAAGUUGAAUGCUCCUCUUAUGAUUCCCAUUGCUGAAAAAUACAAGGAUAUGGGUACUAUCGUUGUUGGUAAAAUUGAAUCUGGUCAUAUUAAGAAAAAUCAAACUGUACUUCUUAUGCCGAACAAGCGUCCUACCGAAGUGACAACUAUUUAUAACGAAACCGAAGAUGAAGUUGAUCAAGCCGUUUGUGGUGACAAUGUCAGAAUUCGUCUCAAGGGUGUUGAAGAAGAUGAAGUAUCACCUGGUUUUGUACUUUGCACCAAAAAGAAGCCUGUCAAGACCGCUACCAAAUUCAAUGCUCAAUUGGCUAUUUUGGAACACAAAAACAUUAUUUGCGCUGGUUAUACUGCUGUGCUACAUGUCCACUCUGCAGCUGAAGAAAUUACCCUUGGUGCUCUUCUACAUUUGAUUGAUAAGAAGACUGGCCGUAAGUCCAAGCGCCCUCCACAAUUUGUCAAGCAAGGUCAAAAGGUGAUUGCUAGAAUUGAAACAACUGCGCCAGUAUGUGUGGAAACCUUUGAAGAGUAUCCUCAACUUGGCCGAUUUACUCUCCGUGAUGAAGGAAAAACUAUUGCUAUUGGUAGAAUUACAAAGGUGUUAGAAGCUGACGAGUAGAUUUAGUUAUAUUGUUUUUUUUUUUUAUAUAUAUAUAUAUUCUUUAUUUUAUCACUCAUUUGUUUAUUUACAC
Molecule: messenger RNA, 1914 nt
Organism: Halteromyces radiatus
Lineage: Eukaryota; Fungi; Mucoromycota; Mucoromycetes; Mucorales; Cunninghamellaceae
Product: P-loop containing nucleoside triphosphate hydrolase protein
Exons: 9
Coding region: 69-1841 (590 amino acids)
Biological process (GO): translational termination; translation; nuclear-transcribed mRNA catabolic process, deadenylation-dependent decay
Cellular component (GO): translation release factor complex
Molecular function (GO): GTPase activity; translation release factor activity; GTP binding
Source: RefSeq, a predicted model, not a curated record